AAGAGAAGCGCGUCCGCCCAGGGCCCGCCAUCUUGUGCGGCAGCGAGCAGGGCGCGGGGGGCCCCGGUAGCAUCCGCGCAGGAUCCCGCCGACGGGGGCCCAUCAUGCCGGGACACCUGCAGGAGGGCUUCGGGUGCGUCGUCACCAACCGCUUCGACCAGCUCUUCGAUGACGAGUCCGACCCUUUCGAGGUGCUGCGCGCGGCGGAGAGCCGGAGGAAGGAGAGCGGCGGCGGCGGCGGCGGGAGCCAGGCGGGCGGCGGGGCCCGCGGCGCGGCGGGCGCGCAGAGCGGCUCCUCGGGCGGGGCCGGCGGCGGCGGGGGCCAGGCGGGCGGCGGCGCGGGCAGCGCGGCCAAGCAGCUGCGCAGGGAGUCGCAGAAGGAGCGCAAGAACCCGCUGCCGCCCUUCGCCGGCGGGGACCGCCGGGAGGACGGCGGGGGCCAGCCCGGCGCGCCGCUGCGGAAGGAGGGGAUAAGGAGGAUUGGCAGGAGGCCUGAUCAGCAGCAGCAGCAGCAGCAGCAGGGGGAUGGCAAACCCAUUGACCGGAGACCUGAACGACGACCUCCCCGGGAGCGCCGCUUCGAGAAACCCGCUGAAGAGAAGGGAGAAGGGGGAGAGUUCUCUGUUGAUAAGCCCAUCAUUGACCGACCCAUGCGUGGACGUGGUGGACUGGGCCGGGGCCGUGGCCGCGGCCGCGGGAUGGGCCGAGGAGAUGGGUUUGACUCCCGUGGCAAACGGGAAUUUGACAGACACAGUGGCAGCGAUAGAUCUUCUGUUUCACAUUCACAUUUCAGCGGCCUAAAGCACGAGGACAAGCGUGGUGGCAGCGGCUCACACAACUGGGGAACCGUCAAAGAUGAGCUCACUGAAUUGGAUCAGUCAGCUGUAACUGAGGAAACGCCAGAGGGAGAGGAGCAUCCGCCUGCUGAUUCUGAAAAUAAAGAGAAUGAGGUUGAAGAAGUUAAGGAAGAAGGCCCUAAGGAAAUGACCCUGGACGAGUGGAAAGCCAUUCAGAGCAAGGAUCGUGCAAAAGUUGAGUUCAACAUCCGUAAACCAAACGAGGGGGCUGACGGACAAUGGAAAAAAGGAUUUGUUCUUCACAAGUCAAAGAGCGAGGAGACAAAGGCGAUGACAGAAAUGCAGGGGAGUCUGCUGGAUUCAAAUGAGGCUCAUGCUGAGGACUCUGUAAUGGAUCAUCACUUCCGCAAGCCCGCGAACGACAUCACAUCCCAGCUGGAGAUCAACUUUGGAGACCUGGGCCGCCCCGGCCGCGGCGGCAGAGGGGGCCGGGGGGGCCGAGGGCGCGGAGGCAGGGCCAGCCGUGGAGGCAGGACUGACAAGUUGGUUAAGGAGUUUGACGUGAUCCACACACCCAACCAGUCAAGUGCUUCUGCUCCUGACGUAGAUGACCCAGAGGCUUUCCCAGCUCUGUCCUAAACUGGAUGUCAUAAGCCAACCCUGCCCUGGUCGGGCCCUCCUCUCCGAGGCUUGCAUGCUUAAGGAUCCUAAAACAACUAAGAAACUUAAAAAAGAAAAAAAAAAAAAGAGACUGUCAUUCAUACCAUUCACACCUAAAGACUGAAUUUUAUCUGUUUUGAAAAUGAACUUCUCUCGCUACACAGAAGCAACAAUAUGGUAGUCAGUUUUGUAUUUAGAAAUGUAAUGGUAGCAGGGAUGUUUUCAUAAUUUUUUCAGAGAUUAUGCAUUCUUCAUGGAUACUUUUUUGUAUUGCUGCUUGAAAAUAUGCGUUUCCAAACUUGAAAUAUAGGUGUGAACAGUGUGUACCAGUUAAAAGCUUUCCCUUCAUUUGUGUUCAUUUUUUUAAUUCAGGAUUUUAGACUUUUUUCCCCCAACUCCAGACUGGGUUUUAAGUCUUGCACACUAUUUCCAUAUCCUUAAUUCCUGUUUAGCAGAUUUUUCUCAGCCCCUGGUCUUUUGGAAUAUGUGGAAUACUAAUUUGGCAGACUGUUAGUGCUGUAUGGAAUGAACUCCUGGAGUACUUAAGUUUUAAUGCUUAAUUUCAAACAUGGAAAACCAGUAAUUUUUCAUCUCGUUUGGGUAGUUUGUUUACACUAAGCCUUUAUACAAAAUUGAUACCAGAUACUUGAAAUCAAGAUUGAAAGCACAUUGGUUUGUAGUUCAAUACCUGUAUUGACCCAGAAUGAUGUGUGGGUAACUGGCCUGAAAACCAGGUUUUUAAAAUUAAUGUAUCCCACCUUCA
Messenger RNA from Empidonax traillii (willow flycatcher), 2220 nucleotides. It is a transcript of the gene SERBP1, whose product is annotated as SERPINE1 mRNA binding protein 1. Gene Ontology annotation, cellular component: nucleus; cytoplasm. The transcript is spliced from 10 exons. Gene Ontology annotation, molecular function: mRNA 3'-UTR binding. Bases 105 to 1436 code for a protein of 443 amino acids. The record is from RefSeq and is a predicted model, not a curated record. NCBI's taxonomy places the organism in Eukaryota, Metazoa, Chordata, Aves, Passeriformes, Tyrannidae.